Messenger RNA from Carcharodon carcharias (great white shark), 2927 nucleotides. It is a transcript of the gene epha4b, whose product is annotated as eph receptor A4b. The record is from RefSeq and is a predicted model, not a curated record. Gene Ontology annotation, biological process: cell surface receptor protein tyrosine kinase signaling pathway; protein phosphorylation; axon guidance. Gene Ontology annotation, cellular component: plasma membrane; neuron projection. The transcript has 17 exons. Lineage: Eukaryota; Metazoa; Chordata; Chondrichthyes; Lamniformes; Lamnidae. Bases 13 to 2880 code for a protein of 955 amino acids. Gene Ontology annotation, molecular function: ATP binding; protein binding; transmembrane-ephrin receptor activity.
CUCUUGGAUUCUAUGUCGGCUCCUGGAGACUUGGGCUGGGUGGCGUACCCUCCAGAGGGGUGGGAAGAAAUCAGUGUCAUGGAUGAGAGGAACACUCCAAUGCGAACAUACCAGGUCUGUAAUGUUAUGGAAGCUUAUCAGAAUAAUUGGCUGCGGACUAGUUGGAUUCCUCGUGAUGGUGCCCAUCGGAUCUAUAUUGAGAUUAAAUUUACGCUCAGAGACUGCAACAGCCUGCCAGGUGUUCCAGGAACAUGCAAAGAGACCUUUAACAUUUACUAUUAUGAGUCCAACAAUAACAACUUGUGGUACAUUAAAGAAAGUCAAUACAUAAAGAUCGACACCAUUGCUGCUGAUGAGAGCUUCACCCAGGUGGAUGUAGGUGACAGAGUGAUGAAAUUAAACACUGAGGUACGGGACAUUGGAUCCCUGACCAAGAAAGGCUUUUACCUUGCCUUUCAGGAUGUGGGCGCCUGUAUAGCUUUGGUAUCAGUGCGGGUCUACUAUAAAAAGUGCCCAUUAACGAUUCGUAACUUGGCGGAGUUUCCAGACAGGGUAACAGAAGGGGACUCCUCCUUGGUGGAAGUACGUGGCUCCUGUGUGAAUAAUUCUGAGGAAUAUGAUGUGCCUAAAAUGCACUGUAGUGCCGAUGGGGGAUGGUUGGUACCUAUUGGACGAUGUGUCUGCAAACCAGGAUAUGAGGAGAAGAGGGAUGCUUGCCAACCAUGUCGACCUGGUUUCUACAAGGCCUCCUCCAUGGAUGCUUACUGCAUGAAGUGUCCGCCUCAUAGCUACUCACACCAGGAGAGUUCAUCCCAAUGUACCUGUGAGAAAAGCUACUUCAGAGCAGAGACAGACCCCAGGGCUAUGCCAUGUACAAGACCUCCAACAGCACCAGAAAACCCCAUAUCCACAACAAAUGAGACCUCCAUCACCCUAGAGUGGAGCCCACCCAGGGACAGUGGUGGCAGGAAUGACAUUAUGUACAACAUUCGCUGCAAGAGGUGUGUGGGGGACCCCAGGAAGUGCAGCCUCUGUGGGAAUGGCCUCCAUUUCAUCCCCCAUCAGUUUGGAUUAACAUACACAAAAGUUCUUGUUACCAAUCUACUGCCUCAUACUAAUUAUACCUUCGACCUUGAGGCUUUGAAUGGUGUAUCUGAGCUGAGCCCCAGCCCUAAGCAGUAUGUCUCCAUCAAUGUCACGACCAGCCAGGCAGCAGAGGCAGCUGUGAAUGUGAUGCUGAAGGAGAGGAAGAGUAAGGAUAGCAUCACUCUGGCUUGGCAGGGACCAGACCAUGCUAACGGCGUCAUUGUGGAGUACGAGGUUAUCUACUAUGAAAAGAAUCAAAAGGACCAAAACUACACAGUUUUAAAAACCAAAUCUAACAGCAUGACAGUUGAUGGACUGAAACCGGGCACAAUAUAUGUUUUUCGGGUCAGAGCUCACACCAGCGGAGGACAUGGGACCUAUGGUGGUGAAAUUGAGCUGGAGACCAGUCAAGAAGACAUGCUAGCUAUUGGCGAUCCAAACCAACCCACCAUCAUGGCAGUGUCUGUUGCCGGGGGGAUUGUCCUCUUGAUCUUCCUUGUUACCUGCUUUGUCGUUAGUGGAAGGCACUGUGGCUACAUCAAAGCUAAACAAGACCCAGAUGAGGAAAAAAUGCAGUUCCAUCAUGGUCAAGUCAGGUUGCCUGGGAGUAGAACCUAUGUUCAUCCACACACCUACGAGGACCCUAAUCAAGCUGUUCGGGACUUUGCGAAGGAAAUUGAUGCAUCUUGCAUUCGGAUUGAAAGAGUUAUAGGGGCUGGUGAAUUCGGUGAGGUUUGCAGCGGACGUCUGAAGUUACCAGGGAAGAGAGAGAUCUAUGUGGCCAUCAAGAGCCUAAAAGCUGGUUACUCAGAGAAACAACGCAGAGACUUCCUGAGCGAAGCAAGCAUCAUGGGACAGUUUGACAACCCCAACAUAAUCCGCCUGGAAGGAGUGGUUACAAAAUGCAAACCCGUAAUGAUAAUAACGGAAUACAUGGAGAAUGGAUCUCUCGACUCAUUUCUGAGGAAACGUGAUGGACAAUUCACAGUCAUCCAGCUAGUUGGAAUGCUCAGAGGAAUCGCCUCAGGAAUGAAAUACCUUUCAGACAUGAACUACAUACAUCGGGACCUUGCAGCAAGGAACAUUCUAGUGAAUAGCAAUUUUGUCUGCAAGGUCUCUGAUUUUGGGUUGUCCAGAGUGCUGGAGGAUGACCCAGAGGCAGCCUAUACAACCAGGGGAGGAAAGAUCCCUAUCCGGUGGACAGCCCCAGAGGCCAUUGCCUACCGUAAGUUCACUUCAGCCAGUGAUGUAUGGAGUUACGGGAUUGUUAUGUGGGAAGUUAUGUCAUACGGAGAGAGGCCUUAUUGGGAAAUGUCGAAUCAGGAUGUGAUUAAAGCAAUAGAUGAGGGAUAUCGCUUGCCAGCACCAAUGGAUUGUCCUGCUGUACUUCAUCAGCUCAUGUUAGACUGCUGGCAGAAAGCACGUGGAGACAGACCCAAGUUUGGUCAGAUAGUGAACAUUCUUGACAAGCUGAUACGAAAUCCCAGUUGUCUCAAAACGUUAGCCAAUGAUGCAGCCUGCAGGUCAGGCAAUUCCUUGCAGGAUCCAUGUACUCCAGACUCGUCAGCCAUUACCACAGUAGAUGAAUGGCUUGAUGGUAUCAAAAUGGGACAGUACAAGGAGAACUUUGCAUCAGCUGGUUAUGCCACACUGGAUACCGUUGUGUACAUAAACAGCAGCGACCUCUGCAGAAUUGGAGUGACAUUAGUCGGGCACCAGAAAAGGAUUCUCUGGAGCAUUCAGAACCUUCACACCAUGGCUAGCCAGAUGCAUGGAACACACAUUCAAGUGUAACAAAGUCAUUGCAAUGAAGCUGUGAGUUGGACUCUUAAAGGGGAAAA